AUGGAAAGUGUGGAACCACCGGCGGCGUCAGCGACGCCGCAGCUCGUCGAAGUCUUGACGAAGAUACUGACCACAGAGAAAGAGCCACUCCAGAAACUAAACUCCUACAUUCCUCAUUUCUCCGCCAACUCCAAUCUUCUCUUACCGCUGCUCUCGUCCAUGACCUUGGCACGAAUGCCCACAACUCUCAUCUCUUUGCUUAACUGGUCACAGGCGCAUUUACAGGCGUCCCGGUCUCCGCUCUCCUCGCUAUGA
Linum tenue is the source of this 255-nucleotide messenger RNA. Lineage: Eukaryota; Viridiplantae; Streptophyta; Magnoliopsida; Malpighiales; Linaceae. The record is from the annotation of a GenBank genome assembly.